UCUCUUCAGCACAUGGCGGCGAUGAGACAGAGGAAAAGGUAAACAAACACUCCACAAAGCACCGCAUACCGCUCUCGGGGCCCUCACAGCCACCACACACUUGCCACACACCUGCCAAGUGGGGGCUAGGUGCAGCGGGGAGCGGCGCGCCCUGGGGAGGGAAGAGGCGCCCCGUCCUGCCCCACGAGAGCUGGAAAUAAGGAAGAAGAGGAGACAGGAAGAAAGAAGGGAGAAUUUGAGGAAGACGAUAUAAAUUAAAAGAAAGAAGGAAGAAAACAGAAAACAAACAAGAUGAAGGAGAAGAGAAAGGAAUAAGGAAAAGCAAAAAGGGUACGAGAAGAGGAACAAGAAGAAAAACAAGAGGGAGAAAGAAAAGAAGAUCAAAUACUGAAAAAAAUAAGGAAGAGGAGAGAGAAAGAGAGAGAGAGAAAAAAAAAAACAGUUAGAGAAGGAGGAUUAAUAACAAGAAAAUAACAAUAACAAAGAAGAAAUGACAAGGAAAAGAUAAAAGAGGAGAGGAACAAGGAGAAAAAGAGCAAGGACACACACACACACACACACACACACACACACACACACACACACACACACACACACACACACACACACACCACAAUGAAGGAGCAAUAUAGAGAGACAGAUGUGGUUCGUAACAUCACCAACAUACAGUUUGGCGUGCUGUCGGCUCAGGACAUGCAGCAGCUGAGUCAUGCGCAUGUGGUGUCCUCCGAGCUGUACACUGUCCCCGCCCUCACCCACAAGCCGGCCCCCCAUGGCGUGCUGGACCUGCGGAUGGGCACGAGCCAAAAGGACAUGGCUUGUGAGACCUGCUCUAAGAAUCUGACAGACUGCACGGGUCACUAUGGCUUCCUGGAUCUGGCACGGCCGGUCUUCCAUGUGGGCUACUUCAAGAAUACUGUGCACAUCCUUCAGAAUAUUUGCAAGACCUGCUCUCAUGUUCUUCUGAAACCAAAGGACAAACCAGGCAUGUGUGAGCAAGCUAAGCGCAUCACGUCGUACCUACAGAAGAAAGCCCUUUACAAACGCGUCAAUGAACUCUGCAAGAAGGUGUCCCUCUGUCCGAACUGCGGGGCGACGAAUGGUGUGGUCAAGAGACUCCCUCCGCUGAAAAUUGUGCAUGAGAGAUUCAGAAAUGUGAAGAAAGGCGACCCUGUUUUGACUGAGUACUUUGCACAGUUUGACACAGCCCUGGAGUACAACAAGGAGCUAGAGUCACACCUUUCCUCAAAUGUGGUGGAGUUUUUGAACCCAAGUCAAGUUUUGGACCUGUUUGAAAAGAUCCCAUACAGCGACCUGCCCCUACUGUGCAUGAACCAGCAGUUUUCUCACCCUAAGGACCUCAUCCUCACCCGCCUGCUGGUGCCCCCGAACUGCAUCCGGCCCUCCGUCAUCUCUGAGCUCAAGGCUGGCACCAAUGAGGACGACAUCACGGUGAUGCUGACGGAGAUCAUCUUCCUCAACAACCUGAUCAACAAGCGCAGCGCUGGCAAGGUGCAGAGCAUCCAGGACUCCUGGGAGCACCUGCAGCUGCACGUGGCAUUCAUCAUCAACUCUGAGAUAUCUGUGCCCCUCGACCUCAGCAUGGCCAGGAAGUCAACGCGGGGGUUCGUUCAGCGGCUGAAGGGGAAGCAAGGCCGUUUCCGUGGCAACCUUUCGGGGAAGAGGGUCGAUUUUUCCAGCAGGACUGUAAUCUCGCCCGACCCCAACCUAAGGAUCAAUGAGGUGGGCGUCCCUAUCGAGGUAGCUAAACAGCUGACAUACCCUGAGAAGAUUACCACCCACAAUAUGUCCCUGAUGCGGCAGCUGGUGAAGAACGGCCCUGACACACACCCUGGGGCCAUGUUUAUUGAGCCCAGGUCUUCCCCAGGACUGAAAAAAUCCUUGAGAUAUGUUAACAGAGAAAGGACAGCCAUGGAACUGAGACAAGGGGAUGUGGUAGAGAGACACCUAAUGGACGGGGACAUCGUGCUGUACAACCGCCAGCCGUCCCUGCACAAGAUGUCCAUUAUGUCCCAUCGUGUCAGGGUUCUUCCUUGGCGCACGUUUCGCUUCAAUGAGUGUGUGUGUGCACCUUACAAUGCCGACUUCGAUGGGGAUGAAAUGAACCUGCAUGUGCCACAGACUGAGGAGGCGCGCGCUGAGGCCCUAACACUCAUGGGGGUCACAUCAAACCUCAUCACACCUCGACAUGGAGCUCUGAUUGUCGGCGCCACGCAGGACUUCCUUACCGGGUCUUACUUAUUGACACAAAAGGAUGUGUUUUUUGACCGAGAGCACGCCUGUCACCUCAUCUCCUCAAUAUUGGCGGGGAAAGAGACCAGUUACAAGAUUGAACUGCCACCCCCUGCCAUCCUGAAGCCACAGCAGCUCUGGACAGGCAAGCAGGUGUUCAGCGCAAUCAUCCGUCCCAGCAAGUUUUUCCCCGUGGAAGUUAACCUCACAGCACGGAGGAAGGACUACACAAGAGGCGAGGAACUGUGCUCAAAUGAAGCCUGGGUCGUAAUGCGGAACUCACAACUCCUGGCGGGGGCUCUGGACAAGUCUCUGCUAGGCUCAGGAUCAAAGAAGAACCUUUUUUACGUCAUCCUGAAGGACUACGGGAAGGAGCACGCAGCCGACGCAAUGUGGAGAGUGGCAAGGGUGUCGACGCUGUUUUUGAUGAAUCACGGGUUUUCUAUUGGCAUUGGGGAUGUGAUGCCGGGUGCAGGACUGCUGGCCAGGAAACGGGAGCUGUUGCAGGAUGGGUACGGCAAAUGUGACGAGUUUAUAUCUCAGCUUAAGGAGGGCACACUGCACUGCCAGCCGGGUUGCAGUGCCGAGGAGACCCUGGAGCAGCUCAUCCUGAAGGAACUGAGCACCAUUAGGGACAAGGCAGGCAAGGCGUGUGUGAUGGAGCUGCACAAGACCAACGCAGCCCUUAUCAUGGCCAUCUCCGGCUCCAAGGGAUCGUUUAUCAAUAUUUCCCAGAUGAUUGCCUGUGUGGGUCAGCAGGCCAUCGGGGGCAAGAGAGUGCCUAAUGGCUUUGAGGACCGAGCCUUACCGCAUUAUGAGAGGCACUCCAAGAUCCCGGCAGCCAAGGGGUUCGUCAGCAACAGUUUCUUCUCCGGCAUGACCCCCACAGAGUUUAUCUUUCACACCAUGGCAGGCAGGGAGGGGCUGGUGGACACUGCCGUCAAGACCUCAGAGACUGGGUACAUGCAGAGGCGACUUGUCAAGAGCCUAGAGGACCUGUAUGUAGCCUAUGACAUGACGGUUCGUAACUCAACGCAGGAUAUUAUACAGUUUAAGUACGGCGGGGACGGGCUGGACCCCUCAGAGAUGGAAGGCACUGCUGGUCCAAUCGAUCUAGAGAGAGUCCUGGACCACAUCAGAGCCAAGAGCCCCUUCCCAGAGGAGGACCCCCUGACCGGUGCUGAGAUCCUGCAGCUGGCCACCAAGUACCUGUCAGAGGAUGCCUUCAAGGAGCUCUCCACUGAAUUCAAGGGGGAACUGAAGAGUUUUAUGGAGAAGUUUUCAAAAAGGGUGGAUAAGAUCCGUUCCCGACUGACCCACACCACCGCCACCACCACCACCACCACCACCACCAGCAAGCCCUCAGCCCAGGCACCUGUGGAGAAGCAUGUGGAGCGUCUCACCUUCACCCAGCUCAUCGACUUCCUGAACUCCUGCCUGGACCGCUACCAGGCCGCUGUGGUGGAGCCUGGCACGGCGGUGGGUGCCCUUUGUGCCCAGAGCAUUGGGGAGCCUGGCACUCAGAUGACACUCAAGACUUUCCAUUUUGCUGGGGUGGCUGCCAUGAACAUUACUCUUGGGGUGCCGCGCAUUCUAGAAAUCAUCAACGCGUCACACAGCAUUUCCACACCAAUCAUCACAGCGAAAUUGAAAGAGGACAGCGACCCAGAGAAGGCACGGCAGGUGAAGGGGCGGAUCGAGAAGACACUGCUGGGGGAGGUGUGUGAGUAUGUGGAGGAGGUGUUCCUGCCUGACGACUGCUUCCUUCUCCUCAAGUUGGCCGUGGAUCGCGUCAGGCUGUUGAAGCUGGAAGUUGACGCGUAUUCUAUCAAGUACGCCAUCUGUACAUCAAAGUUAAAGGUGAAGGACGGAGAUGUGCGGGUGGAGUCGGACACCAUCAUCACUGUCCGGCCAUCACGCACCAAGAGUUCUGCCAUGUACUACCAGCUGCAGCACCUCCGCCAGCACAUCACCAGGGUCAUCAUCAAGGGUCUCCCCUCUGUCAGCCGUGCCGUCAUCAACCAGAGCGACGCUGGGCCAGGAGGGAAACAGAAAUACGAACUACUUGUAGAAGGAGACAACCUGAGGGAGGUGAUGGCGACCUACGGAGUUGACGGGACUCGCUGCACCUCCAACAAUACCUAUGAAGUGUUCACCUGUCUGGGCAUUGAGGCAGCGAGGGCCACCAUCAUCCAUGAGAUCACAGUGACGAUGGAGACGCACGGACUGAGUGUGGACAAGCGGCAUGUCAUGUUACUGGCAGACUUAAUGACGUGCCGAGGCCAGGUCUUGGGGAUUACACGUCAUGGCUUGUCUAAGAUGAAAGAGAGUGUGUUGAUGCUUGCCUCGUUUGAGAAGACCGCAGACCACCUGUUUGACGCGGCCUACCACGGGCAGAGCAACCCCAUCAAUGGGGCGUUGAGUGACUGCAUCAUCAUGGGAGAGCCAAUGAACAUAGGCACUGGGGUGUUCAAGCUGGUCCACCACCACCGCAGAGAGGCAAGACCACCACCCAGGAAACUCAUAUUUGAUCAUCCAGAAAUGCAAUGUACCUCUCUCUCUCUCCUUGUCAUGAGAGGGAGAGGGAGUAGGAGCCAAGAAUGUGUUCCUCUCUCUCUCUUUCCUGGUUGUGAGAGGGAGUGGGGGGUGAGUCCCUGUCAGGUAGUUUGUUGUGGGUGUGGCCUUUAUCAUUAUCAUCAUUGUCACUAUCUGUUAUGUUGUUAGGUAUUGUUAUUGUGUUACUAUUACUUUCCACCAGGGACUGAGGGGGCUGGGUAUGUGUGUGUGUGUGUGUGUGUGUGUGUGUGAAAGGAAAACCACCUCCCAGUUUUGUAAGAAUGCUAUUGAAUCUUCCUCCAUUGUUGGAAGAGAAUGGCUGGGAUGAGUUUGUUAUUAUGAAGACAAUAGAUGAGUGACACAUGCGCACACACACACACACACACACACACAGAGGAAGUGCAAAUAAUGUGUGCGUUUGCUUGAAUGGACAAACACCUUCAUUAUUCACUGUGUGAGUGUGUGUAUGCGUGUGUGUGUAUGUGUAUAUGUGUGUGUGUGUGUGUGUGUGUGUAAAGUCAGGAAUGUUAUUAGUAUUUUCAAGUAUACAGUCUUCUUUUGCCUAAGUUUGUUACAGCACAGUGGUGAAGUGACUGGCUGCACCACACACCACCUCUGAGUUAGAAUGGUAUGGAAUUUGUACAGUUGAGAGUGGCAGUAUUAACCCUUUCAGUGCAAUAUGCAUCACUUCACAAUACUUAAAGGAAGGUAUGAAAUUCUGAUAGGCAUCUACAAGAGGCAUCUACAAGAAAGAGAAAAAAGAACAAAUUUUGUAGUUUGUAGCUGGUGUAGUGUUGGAUGUGGGCUGUGGAAGAAAUAUGUCAGAGUGAUUAAGGGUUAAGGAAAGAUGUGCCAAGCUGUGAAGAAGUUAAGGAAACUAGCUUAGUAAAAACUCAUGUGUGUGUGUGUGUGUGUGUUAGUCAGGGUUCUUUUUACCAGAGGAUAAACACUUUUCUAAGCUGUCAUAGUAGUUCACCAGUUCAAUAUUUCACACAUUUCUUAUACUAGGUUAGUUUUCCCAGCAGUACAAGUUGGUGGUGUGUGACGUGUCCUGGCAGCACUCCUGACCUGAGGCAGCGGCUGGGAUACGCAUCACACAGCCAGCACACACCACUCACACUGUGCAAGUUUGAUGUCAUCCCAGAAUUGGUGUGGAGUGUAUAUCAGCCAGUUUCUGCCAUUACUGUAUAGGCAGUAAUAGUAGUAUUAGUAGCAUUUUCAAGUGUAAAUAAUACAUUUUUUUCUGUUUGUAGGUUUAUUAUAUCAUCAUUCCUGUCAUGCAUACAAGCAGUGGUGUAUACUUAUCUCAUAAUCAGUGGUGUACAUUUAUUUCAUAAUACUUAUUGUGUGUGUUCAUGUAUGCUUUUGUUCAUAAUGCAUGUGUGUAUUCUGAGAUGGUACACACACACUGAGAUUGCAUAUAUACAUGAACUGUUGUAAUAUUUAGAGAAUAGUACUAACACACACACACACACACACACACUCACAAAGCAUGAGAGAGAGAGAGAGAGAGAGAGAGAGAGAGAGAAGAGAGAGAGAGAGAGAGAGAGAGAGAGAGAGAGAGAGAGAGAGAGAGAGAGAGAGAGAGAGAGAGAGACUUGUGGUGAGGAAGGAGUGAGUUUUAUUGUGUGGUGAGGGACUGUGGUGAGUGACUGUGACACACACAAUGCAUCAGAGAGAGAGAGAGAAAGAGAAAGUGUUCUGUGGUGAGUGACUGUGGGUUUGUCCACAUACUGUGGGUCUGUGGAGAGAGAGAGAGAGAGAGAGAGAGAGAGAGAGAGAGAGAGAGAGAGAGAGAGAGAGAGAGAU
This is a messenger RNA of Scylla paramamosain (green mud crab), 6618 nucleotides long. It is a transcript of the gene Polr3A, whose product is annotated as DNA-directed RNA polymerase III subunit RPC1-like. Gene Ontology annotation, biological process: DNA-templated transcription. Gene Ontology annotation, cellular component: RNA polymerase III complex. Gene Ontology annotation, molecular function: DNA binding. Lineage: Eukaryota; Metazoa; Arthropoda; Malacostraca; Decapoda; Portunidae. The record is from RefSeq and is a predicted model, not a curated record.